GGACACUGUAUAUAAAGAGCGAAACAAAAAAGAAAAAUGCUCUGCUUCUUCCAAACGUCAUUCUCUCUCCUUUUCCACUUUCUCUCUCCUCCCUUUUGCUAAGUAUACAUACAUUACAUACUAGCAGCAGCGGCGCUGUGUAAUUCGCCUCGCAUUGCUGCCAACAUGGAGCGAAAGCAGGGGUUUUUCUCAGCUCUCAAGGAGGAGGUGGUUCGCGGGCUCUCGCCGGCGCGGUCGAGGAGUGGCCGGAGCCAGUCGCCGUCCGCUUCGGGCCUGCUCCGUCGGAGGAGAGGCAGCAGCCUGGGCCCGCCAGAUAUAUACAUGAUGAGAUCGGGCAGUUUCAGGCCCGGGGUUGAGGCCCUCUCGCCCUUGAGGGAGGGCCCGGAUCCAAGCGGCCCGGAUUCUUCCGACCCGAAGAGCGAGAGGUGGGCCCAUUGGCUCUGCCGCGCCCCUUCCGUCUCCACCGCCGGCUCCGAUCUGCGGCUGCUUCUCGGCGUUUUGGGUGCGCCGCUCGGCCCCGUGCACGUUACCAACAACGAACCUCUGCCUCACCUCUGCAUCAAAGAUACCCCCAUUGAAUGUUCGUCGGCGCAGUACAUAUUACAGCAGUAUCUGGCGGCAUCCGGCGGUCAGAAGGUGCAGAGCUCAGUUCAGAAUGCUUAUGCAAUGGGGAGUGUGAAGAUGGUGACCUCCGACAUAGAGACGGCCACCAAGGUGUUGAAGAGCAGGAACUCGGCCGAGUCGGGGAGCUUCGUGCUGUGGCAGAUGAAUCCCGACAUGUGGUACGUCGAGCUAGCCCUCGGAGGGAGCAAGGUCCACGCCGGCUGCAACGGGACCCUUGUGUGGCGCCACACCCCGUGGCUCGGCGCCCACGCUGCCAAAGGCCCCGUUAGGCCUCUUCGCCGUGCCCUGCAGGGGCUGGAUCCAGGGACGACGGCGAGCAUGUUCGUGAACGCGAGAUGCACGGGGGAGAAGCAGAUCAACGGCGAGGAUUGCUUCACCCUGAAGCUCUGCGCGGACCCCCACACGCUCAAGGCGAGGAGCGAGGGGCCCGCGGAGAUCAUCAGGCACGUCUUGUUCGGCUACUUCAGCCAGAAGACGGGCCUCCUCGUGCACUUGGAGGACUCGCACUUGACGCGGAUUCAGACCAAUGGAGGGGACGCCGUCUACUGGGAGACCACCAUCAGCUCCUUCCUCGACGACUACAAGCCCGUCGAGGGGAUCAUGAUCGCCCACUCGGGGCGCUCCGUGGUCACCCUCUUCAGGUUCGGUGAGACGGCCAUGAGCCACACCAAGACCAGGAUGGAGGAGGCGUGGACCAUCGAGGAGGUCGCCUUCAACGUGCCGGGGCUGUCCAUGGACUGCUUCAUCCCUCCUGCUGAGCUCAGGUUCACCUCCAUGAGCGAGGCGUGUGACCUCCCUCAGGAGGAUAGGGUGAAGAGUGCCGUGGCCGCCGCGGCUUAUAGGGCCAAGGUGGCCGCGCUGGGGAGCUCCCACGACGGCAUUGUGGUCAGGAUGAAUGUGUAGCUCAGGGCUUUCAUUUCAAGGAAAUUAUUAGCCUAGGCAGACCAACGGAGAUAAGUAGUCAAGUUGGAAAAUUUAGCCAAUUUGAGGAGCUUUUUGUACCAUAGAUUCUCUUAUCUAUCUUAAUUUGUAUAUAUGUUGGAAAUGAGUCAUUGGUUCUCUCCCUGUCUGGAGCUCCAUAAUUGUCAACUUUUUUCCCCCCCUAUUAUUUAUAUAAAUCUAAUGGCACCUGUAAUACUGAUUUGAAUUAAACAAAA
Molecule: messenger RNA, 1781 nt
Organism: Salvia miltiorrhiza (redroot sage)
Lineage: Eukaryota; Viridiplantae; Streptophyta; Magnoliopsida; Lamiales; Lamiaceae
Exons: 3
Coding region: 166-1527 (453 amino acids)
Source: RefSeq, a predicted model, not a curated record